GCACUAGACUAUUGUCCUUCAUUGCUUCAGAAAUCGAAUGAAACUUAUUCGAGUAAAUCGGUAUCUGAUCACUUCAAUACUACGUUGAACACCCAUCCGACGAAAAUGCUUUUUUCUCCCCUUCCUCUUUCUUCCUUGCCUGCCUGGUGCAAGUUGAACAAUGUAGACUUCCUCGAUACUAUUGUUUCCUCAUCUAAGAUAUGUCUACAAGGAGAAAAUACCAGCCUCCCAAAUGGUAUAAUCACUACAAAAACGUUGAGCUCAGUGGAUGCGCAUGAACUGCCCACAUUACUCGACAUCCCCAGUGACCUUAUACUAGGUAAAGAUUUUCUAUUGGAAAUGGAGAGGGUAGAUUCCCAUUUCAAACAGUUGAGAGAAGCAGUUGGAGGAAAGUCGAUUAGAGAAGAUGCGAAGUUAUUCUUGUUGCUACAGAUGACUAUUGCAAGGAAUAAUACGAAUGAACAGCCAGAAAUUGCCCUCAACAUCGGGGUGAACAAUCCGUGGUCGGAAUAUAUAAGGUUCUUGCCAGAGAAGAUUCCAGUUCCAACCAUGUGGACUGAGGAUGAGAAAACUCUCUUGAAUGGAACGUCUCUAGAAAAUUCCCUUGUUAAUAAGAUGGUCGCGUUAUCACGAGAUUUCGAAAAUCUACGUGAAAAGACCAUCGAAAUCCCGUGGUGUCACUCGUGUUGGUGGAAAGAAGAUGGACCAUUAAAACCAUUACUACUGUCUGACUGGAUACGAGUUGAUGCUUGGUACAGAUCAAGAUGUCUGGAAAUUGAAACUGGCGAGGAAGUGAUGGUGCCUGUUCUUGACAUGGUCAAUCACUCAUUCACACCCAAUGCACAUUGGGAACACACUUCAAAUGGCAAUGCCAUACUUGUCCUUGUACCAGAUAUACUCUUGGACGAAGGAACCGAAAUAACCAUUAGCUAUGGAGUCAAAAGUGAUGCCGAGAACCUCUUCAAUUAUGGUUUUAUCGAUGCAGAAGUUCCAUUGACGUCAUUAAUUCUGGAGGUAGAGCCAAUAGCAACCGACCCUUUGCGUGUAGCAAAGGUUGCUGCGUUUGGAAAACGCCCAUCCGUUCAGAUUUUUGGCCAUUCAAAUGGAGAAACUUCGUGGGAUUGUCCAUUUAUUUACCUUGCGUGUUUGAACGAAGAAGACGGCUUGGAGUUCAAGACUGUGCAAAAAGUUGAUGGCUCACAAUCAUUGAAAGUUUUCUGGCAAAAUGCAGAUGUCACAGAAUCUACCGAUCAAUUUGAGAGAUUGAUUAGUGGCCACGAACGCGAGGACAUUCUCAGGUUUCGAGCGUUGAAUUUGAUACGAGAUCGGAUUGAAUUGCAACUAGAGCGUCUUCAAGCAAGCGAAGAAAUAGUGGAAACAUUAGUGAACGGGGAGAUGGUCGACCCCAAUACUCAAGCCAAUGCAUUGGAGUUGAGACAGAUAGAGACCGACGUGUUAGGGGUUGCUUAUGGGGCUAUCAAUGAAGAGAUAUCGGACUUGUCCAAAGUUUCAAGCAUUUCUCAACUUCUGACAUCAGUGCAAGUUGAUACGAAACAUGAUGAUCCCAGCGCAGAAAGCAACGAAGAGGAUGACUUUAGUUGAAAAAGCUACACAUUGUCUUUCAACGACAGCUCUCCCGCAUAUUGAGAGAUAUCCUGGAAGGGCCCGUGAAUUCGACAAAGGAUGUAAGAUAGAGACAUCUUUUAUUGGAUGGAAACACUAGUAGUUAUCAUUGGCUUUUCGGAACGACAUGCGUUUAUGUGCGAAGGGUGAAUUUACGAUUAUAGUUCGGAUUCUGGAUAAUGUCCGGAGGGGUCAAGCAUUCGUAUCAUAUAUUGUGUACACUAGAUGUCAAAUGCGGCAAAGACACCGCAUUUUCGUACCAAUUAUCGGAGAGAAAUUCCAGAACCUCGAUUUUGGGGAGCACGAGUUGACCUAUGAUUUUACUACUAGUGAGAUUAGUGGGAUUUGAGGCGCAAUCAAUUCCGUUUAUCGCCGAAUAUAACUAACAUUAGCA
Molecule: messenger RNA, 2017 nt
Organism: Botrytis cinerea B05.10
Lineage: Eukaryota; Fungi; Ascomycota; Leotiomycetes; Helotiales; Sclerotiniaceae
Exons: 3
Coding region: 106-1602 (498 amino acids)
Biological process (GO): peptidyl-lysine monomethylation
Cellular component (GO): nucleus
Molecular function (GO): protein-lysine N-methyltransferase activity; protein binding
Source: RefSeq, a predicted model, not a curated record